GACAUCUUUCCAUCUUCUCUCUUCUCUUCUCUUACCUUUCUUUCCUUUCCUUACUCUUCUCAUGGUAUUUAGAGGGUAAUUAAUUGAGGAGAUAGAUUCGUAUCAAUCCGUUCAGUAUAAUAAUGCACUUUUGUUAAUCUUCUAAUAAACAUCUCCAUUCUUCUUACAUCUUCUACAAUUUCACAGAUUCCAUUCAUAAGCCUCGGUUCGAUAAUUAAGCUCACAUUCCCGGAUCAUCAAACUAUAGGAAAUUCAGACAUCUUUCAACCACAAUCAACCCAAAUCAAUUCUUCGGAACAAACCUCCCAAUAAUGGCGGACAAUCUUUGUGGUCCAUCUAAUGCUUUGCAGAAUUUCCAAAAGCAUUCGAAUGUUGAUCGCACUCUACAACAAGACCGAUUAGUUGGAAGAGCGCCGUCGUCGCAAGGUUUCCGAGCUUCUCCAGGUCCAAAUGCAGGGCAUCUAGAUGCUGAAUUUGCAGCUUUCCAAGCCGGCCAUCAAUCACUUAUUCCCUCACCAUCAGUGCAAAACUUCUCUCCUCAUCAUUUUCAAACUCCACCUCCUCAACACUUUCAGAACGUUGCACCACAAAAUUCUACAGGUCAAGGAUGGGCUAGUGAUUUCCAAAAUAUGAGCAUAUCUGGUCCUCAAGCACAAUUUCAACAACAAGGGGUACAUCAAAUAAAUCAACCGCAAAUGGGAGCAGGGUGGCAUCAGGAGUUUGCGCAAAGUCAUGGAGCCCCGGGAUUGAUUGCGCAAGGAAGUCAACCUGUUAUGGCAAUGAAUCGCCCUUCUAUGAUGAAUGUCGGAUACAAUCCAAUGCCUGGAGUUCUCAUGCAACAAAAUCAGUUUGCAUCCACGAGCCAGUCAUUGGUAGAAAACAAUGAAGCCUUUGAUGAUGCGGCAUUUGCUAGAGCUUUUGAACAAGCAGCUAAUGCAGAAAGUGAAAGGAUGCAACAACAGGAACUAGAGUCACAAGCUGCUAAAGCCCAAAAUGAGGAAAUUCAUGCUAUGGAUCAACAACAUGUUACAAAGGAGGCAGAAUUGGAACUCGACAGAGCGGAAAAGCAACUACUCGGCCAAAGUUUACUCGGCGCAGAUACUAUUCAAGAUCCCGCAACCGCAACAUCAGAACAAAAUGCACAUGCACCAGAUGCGCUAUCACGCACAGCUGGUGAGCUUUUAUCUAGUGUUAGUAAUAACCAAAGCGACAAGUUUCAGAACAGUCAGUUUCUACAACUCAUGCGACAAUUCCGCGAUAAGGAGGUUACGGUUGAGGGAGACAAAGUAGUAGAUGGGCCUAUGAAAACUAAACAAGGCGGUUUUGGGAAUCAAACUAGAUUUGAACAACAGUAUUUUGAUACGGUUGGAGCACCCUAGCAUAGUUUAUUGGAUUGAUCCUCUCCCUGUGGACUUUUUGCCGUUGAAGUUCUUGCCUACUUGCAUCUCGAUUGGCCCUCCGUUUCUUGAUUUUGAACUGUACAUACCUACUUGUUUGCUUAUGCGUAAUUGAAAUAUUUCCAAAACUUCAUAGAUUAAUUAAUUAAUCCGAAAUUAUACAUAAUAGACACUCA
This is a messenger RNA of Botrytis cinerea B05.10, 1573 nucleotides long. RefSeq lists its product as hypothetical. The record is from RefSeq and is a predicted model, not a curated record. Gene Ontology annotation, biological process: protein import into peroxisome matrix, docking. Gene Ontology annotation, cellular component: cytosol; peroxisomal membrane. The transcript has 2 exons. Lineage: Eukaryota; Fungi; Ascomycota; Leotiomycetes; Helotiales; Sclerotiniaceae. Bases 312 to 1379 code for a protein of 355 amino acids.